UUCAUUUCGGCUCGUCCCACUACACAUCACAGCAGUACACUUCUUUCAGCAUGAAGUAAUGUAGAAAGCUGUCUGCAUUAGAAUGUUAGUGAGUGUGUGUAGGGUGUAAAAGAUGGGCAGCGGUGUGGAGCAGAGCUGCUUCUGUGUCACUCUGAGCUUUCUGAAGGACGCUGAGGGAAACGAUGGACUGCAAGUGUCCACAGAGAGACAGCAUCAGGAUCUCACACUGAGGGUCAAGAGAGAGACUGAGGACAUCACCCUUACAGUAGAGGACGGUGAUGGAGUCUGCGUCUUUAAGGUGUCCAUUGUGAGGGAGGCAGAGUGUUGCCGAGUGGGGACUCAGUGUUUCCUCGUAACUGUCGGCUGUGUGAGCAUCCUACUGCAGUUCAAGACACAGACAGAGUUUCAGACCUUCUACAGAUCAAUAAGGGCGUGGAUUGACAGUGGGAGAGAGGCGUCUGCAUUCGACCAGAGAACAGAGAGCUCAUCUGCCCUCCAAUACUUCCAGGUGACAUCCAGCAUUCAGAUUCAACAGUGUUUUUAUGGCUGUCUUUCGCAGCAGCAGAACAUGCUUCAGGAUUACCUGAGAACGGCCACAUACCAAAAAGCCAUUUUACUGAACGACCUUGACUUCAGAGACAAAGUGGUGCUCGACGUCGGCUGCGGAACAGGGAUUUUGUCCUUUUUUGCCAUGCAGGCUGGAGCUAGGAAAGUGUACGCAGUGGAGGCCAGUUCAGUGGCCAAAUAUGCAGAAGUACUAGUGAGGAGUAACGGCUUGGCAGAUAGGAUCAUCGUGCUUCCUGGGAAGAUUGAAGAGGUGUCCUGUCCUGAGAAAGUGGACAUCAUCAUCUCGGAACCCAUCGGCUAUAUGCUGCUCAAUGAAAGGAUGCUGGAGAGCUAUUUACACUCCAAAAAAUGGUUGAAGCCUAAAGGUAUGAUGUUCCCCACCUUCAGCGACAUCCACCUGGCCCCUUUCACAGACGAGCAGCUUUACCUGGAGCACCAUGCACGCUCCAACUUCUGGCUUCAGACCUCUUUCUACGGAGUGAACCUGAGUGGACUCCAUCCUGCAGCCAUGGACGAGUUCUUCAAACAGCCAAUUGUGGACACAUUUGAAACUCAGAUUCUGAUGGCCAGGUCUGUGAAACACAGCAUUAACUUUAUGGAAGCGAAAGAAGAGGACUUGUACAGGAUAGAAAUUCCAUUCGUCUUCAAAGUCAUGCAGUCAGGACUGAUUCAUGGACUUGCGUUCUGGUUCGACGUGGCGUUUGUAGGAUCAAGGACAACAGUGUGGCUGUCCACUGCACCACAUGAGCCCCUGUCUCACUGGUAUCAGGUCCGAUGUCUCCUACAGACACCUCUUUUUGCCAAACUAGGCCAGACAUUGUCUGGACGGGUUCUUCUGAUUGCCAACAAGAGACAGAGCUAUGACAUUCAUAUCACAGCUGUAAUUGAUGAGUCUGGCUUUAAAUCUGGCAACACCUUGGACCUGAAAAAUCCCUUCUUCCGGUAUGCUUGACUCACAGUUUGAUGCUGGGACAAUCUGCUCCAAAAUCCUCACUCAGUCCUACAAAUACCCCGUAUAUGCCUGGACAAUCACUUAUAAUACUCAUAAUUUAAGUCUGUAAGAGCUGUUUGUACCUUAUCAAGUCUUUAUCUCAAAAAACUGUUUUAGUGAAACUUAA
This is a messenger RNA of Clarias gariepinus (North African catfish), 1685 nucleotides long. RefSeq names its product coactivator-associated arginine methyltransferase 1, like (gene carm1l). Gene Ontology annotation, molecular function: protein-arginine N-methyltransferase activity. NCBI's taxonomy places the organism in Eukaryota, Metazoa, Chordata, Actinopteri, Siluriformes, Clariidae. The record is from RefSeq and is a predicted model, not a curated record. The transcript has 13 exons. The coding region runs from base 113 to 1519 and encodes 468 amino acids. Gene Ontology annotation, biological process: peptidyl-arginine methylation.